CCUUUAGUAAAGAAAUCAGUUUAUGUUCGCCAGAGAACAAGAGUAUACAACAUAGCUCAUAAAACCUGAAAGCUGAAGUGGCAAUCAUCACGCUUUAUCCAUAACACAUAAAGAGGAUAAGCAGUACACAAUGAAGUCCAGAGCCACACAAGUUUACAUCGUAGAAGACAUUAAGAAAACAGAACCAGAAAACAGUGAAAAAUCUUCAGAACCAGUUAUGACGAUUCCAGCCCAACUCGAUGAUUUUGGUACCCCGGCCAGGUUUAGCGAGCAGAACAAUCCCAAAGAAGCUUUAUAUUAUGACUUCCGUGCUGCUAGAACUAACCUUCCAAGACCUAAUGGGAUAGUUGGUUCUGUACUACACAUGUUGACGUAUGGUCUGGGCGCCGGUUUCCCCAACAUGCAUGUUGCCUACCGAGAAUCCGGAAUUUGGACCGGCCUUGUCCUAAAUGUACUUUUAGCUGUCCUCGUUGGGUAUUGCUCUUGUAUUCUCGUCUGGUCUGCCCAAAAGAUGUAUGGACGUGUCCAGGUACCAAAUCUCAAAUACCAGGAUCUGGCUGAAGCUACCUUGCUUUUAAGUCCUUGGCGAGGUUUAAGAAAAUCUGCCAGAGCCUUUAGGUAUCUUGUGGAACUAACAAUAGCAUUACACUGUUUCGGUUCCUGUUGUGUCUUCGUGGUCAUGAUAGCGAGGAACCUGAAGGAGCUGGUUGAGGGUACAGGGUACCUCAGUGAUGAGGGAGACCCUCCUCUGACUGUAUACAUCAUAUCACUGGUCAUACCUUGCACCGCUGUGUGUAUGGCGACUAAUUUGAAGCAUUUAGCUCCGUUCGCUAUUAUUGCUAGUUUUUAUGCUGGUGCAGUUCUUCUAUGUACAAUGUGGUAUUGUUUUAAGUAUGCUAAAAAGAGCCCCCUAGAUAGAAAUGGCUACAACAGUGUUAUGGGAGUUUUUGAAUUUAUUGGUAUUUGCAUUUUUGCGUCGGAAACAGCGAGUAUUGCCCUCCCAAUCGAGAAUAAUAUGCAUAAACCUCGUGAAUUUCAUCGAGUUAUACUACUUACGAUGCCGAUUUUAGCAUCUAUGACAAUGGCUAUUGGGUUCUUUGGUGUUUGGCACUAUGGAGAUAAUUCUGCACCACCCAUAUUGAUACAUUUCCCUUUUAAGCCUUUCCCAAUCCAGUUAAAAGUGUUUCUCUGUCUGAUGGUCUAUGUCAUAUACGCGACAACAUUUCAUGUGGGUUUUGACAUACUAUGGUUCUACCUUAGCACCACCGCAUUCGGCUUGUAG
Spodoptera frugiperda (fall armyworm) is the source of this 1282-nucleotide messenger RNA. Its product is annotated as proton-coupled amino acid transporter-like protein CG1139. Gene Ontology annotation, biological process: amino acid transmembrane transport. Gene Ontology annotation, molecular function: amino acid transmembrane transporter activity. NCBI's taxonomy places the organism in Eukaryota, Metazoa, Arthropoda, Insecta, Lepidoptera, Noctuidae. The transcript is spliced from 9 exons. The record is from RefSeq and is a predicted model, not a curated record. The coding region runs from base 131 to 1282 and encodes 383 amino acids. Gene Ontology annotation, cellular component: vacuolar membrane.